AGGGCGGGGCGAGGAUUGGGCCCCGAGGUUGAUGCGAGUUUCGUGGAGGCGGUCAUGGCUUGUGGCUUCCGCAGGUCCAUCGCCUGUCAGCUUUCCAGAGUGUUAGAUCUUCCACCAGAAAACUUGAUCAAGUCAAUAUCUGCAGUUCCAAUUUCCAGAAAAGAAGAAGUAGCUGAUUUUCAGCUCUCUGUGGAUUCUCUAUUGGAAAACAACAAUGACCAUUCAAGACCAGAUAUUCAAGUACAAGCCACAAGACUGGCAGAGAAGCUAAAAUGUGAUACAGUGGUGAGCGAAAUCAGCACUGGUCAAGGGACUGUAAAUUUCAAAAUUAACAGAGAACUAUUAACAAAGACAGUACUACAACAAGUAAUCAAUGAUGGCUCAAAAUUUGGAUUAAAAAGCGAGCUUUUCUCUGGUCUUCCCCAGAAGAAGAUCGUGGUUGAAUUCAGUUCACCCAACAUUGCCAAAAAAUUUCAUGUUGGACAUUUGCGUUCUACCAUCAUAGGAAAUUUUAUAGCAAAUCUCGAAGAAGCAUUAGGACAUCAAGUAACCAGAAUAAAUUACCUUGGAGAUUGGGGCAUGCAGUUUGGUCUUCUGGGAACUGGCUUCCAGCUGUUUGGCUAUGAAGAAAAACUUCAGUCCAAUCCUUUACAGCAUCUCUUUGAAGUUUAUGUACAAGUUAAUAAAGAGGCAGCAGAUGAUAAAAAUAUAGCAAAAUCUGCACAUGAGUUCUUCCAGCGAUUAGAACUGGGUGACACGCAAGCACUUGCACUGUGGCAGAAAUUUCGGGACCUCAGCGUAGAAGAAUACGUGCGGAUUUACAAGCGUCUAGGAGUACACUUUGAUGAAUACUCUGGAGAAUCGUUUUAUCGUGAAAAAUCUCAAGAAGUCUUGAAGUUGCUGGACAGUAAAGGACUCCUACAGAAAACAGUACGAGGAACAGCUAUAGUGGAUCUUUCUGGGAAUGGUGACCCCUCCUCAGUCUGUACCGUAAUGCGGAGCGAUGGGACUUCUCUCUACGCAACCAGAGAUCUUGCUGCUGCUAUAGAUCGAAUGGACAAGUACAAUUUUGAUGCAAUGAUUUAUGUGACAGAUAAAGGGCAAAAAAAACAUUUUCAGCAAGUGUUCCAGAUGCUGCAGAUCAUGGGAUAUGACUGGGCAGAAAGGUGCCAGCACGUGCCCUUUGGAGUGGUGCAGGGAAUGAAGACUCGAAGAGGAAAUGUUACUUUUCUGGAAGAUGUUCUAAAUGAGAUUCGAUCGAGGAUGCUCCAGAACAUGGCUUCUAUUAAGACCACCAGAGAACUGGAGAACCCACAGGAGACUGCAGAGAGGGUUGGACUCGCCGCACUCAUUAUUCAGGACUUCAGAGGUUUACUCUUAUCUGACUAUCAGUUCAGCUGGGAUCGUGUUUUCCAGAGUCGUGGGGACACAGGCGUCUUCUUGCAGUACACGCAUGCCCGCCUCCACAGUUUGGAAGAGACUUUUGGAUGUGGUUAUCUAAAUGAUUUCAACACUGCUUGUUUACAAGAGCCACAGUCUGUUUCCAUUCUCCAGCAUCUUCUCAGGUUCGACGAGGUGCUUUAUAGAUCAUCUCAGGACCUUCAACCCAGGCACAUUGUCAGUUAUCUUCUAACUCUAAGUCAUCUUGCAGCUAUGGCACACAAGACACUGCUUAUAAAAGACAGUCCUCCCGAAGUGGCUGGGGCCAGACUUCAUCUUUUCAGAGCUGUGCGUUCUGUCCUAGCCAAUGGAAUGAAACUUCUUGGAAUAAUACCUGUAACUCUUACUGCAUGAACUUGGGAAUGGAAUAGAUUUGAAUGACAAGGAAUUACUUGUACACAUAUUAUACUAGGAUCUUUUUAUAAAAAUUUGUCCCAUCAGUUAAACCAUAAUUUGAAAUGGAAUUUCUUAAGCCAUCUCUUUCGUGUACCUGCAUAUUGGUCAGGGAUAUUUUGUGUGAUUUGUUCAGGUAACAUAAGUUGAUGCGGUCUGUUCAGUCAGUAUGGCCAUCCUCAUCUGCCAGUAUUUCCAUUCAGACUGCUAUCAUUUAUCGUAAAUGCUGCUACUAGAAGUCUUCUGAAUAUUAGUGACAAUCUACUUUUACGAAUAGAGAAGGAAAUUAUCAUGAACCAACACUUCUGUAGUUGAAUGAAGAUAGUUUUAUAUUGGCAAGUGGUACACCUUCUUAGUCCUAGAAAAGACUCAUCCACGCAGUCUCAAUUUUAAAUAUGUAGCUUCCAGAUUACUAAUUUUUACUCAAAGUAUCAUUAUUUCCUUAGCACAAACCAGCCACGGAAUAAAAAUGUACAAUUGGGACAUGUUUUUCAUGUCCUGUAUCCUUCUCCACUUGUUUGGAGAUCAUAUCCAGAUCUGUGGUAGCCACCUCAUUUGAAUUCACCCCUCUGAAUCUUGAGUGAAAUGACAUUAGGGACAGUGAAGAUUAGGGCCUAGUGUCUGCAGAAGCAGCUCCCUGAAAAGACUGUACAUUAUCUCCUGCAGCCUAGAGCCCUACUGCCCCGAUUGCCGUCCUUAUAAACUCCGGUUUUCACUGACGAAGACCAGCCCAGAGUUGGUUUAUAUGCAACCAAAGAACCCUAAAAUUCCAACACAGAAAAAAUGAAAAAUUUAAUAUUUUUGGUUGUUUUACAUUUUGCAUUAUCUUAAUGGUUAUAAUCACAAUACAAAAAGUGAUACAGAUUUCAUAUAAAUAAAUUAAGUUUAUUGCUGAAUUUUCCCAUUAACAUUAUAGAAAAUUUUUUAAAAACACGGAAAUUUCACAAAUUGACAGCCCAAUAGUUUUAAACAUACUGUAUAAAAAAAAGUACAAAAGUGACAUUAGAAAUAUUUUUUGAAGAAAAGUAGAUCAUCUAACCGCAAAGAAACAUGAAUCCAGACAAUGAAUGGCACAAAUACAGCACUUACAGGAGUAUACAUUCACCACCUAGAAGUCAUUGUCCGCAUUAUGAAAUAGAUUCAGUUUGAGAAGUUACACAUUCAGUUUGCUUCUGAACUAGCCUAUCUUGGUUUUGCCUGUCUUUUGUAAGAAAAGAGCUAGGUCAUUACUGCUGCUGGGAUGAAAUACUGUACAUGAAUUGGAGAACAAGGAGGGUAUGGUCCUUCUCCCCUGGUACCAGAACAAGAAAACAGUUCGUACAGAAAUGGCUUUGGCACUUGAAC
Lutra lutra (Eurasian river otter) is the source of this 3177-nucleotide messenger RNA. RefSeq names its product arginyl-tRNA synthetase 2, mitochondrial (gene RARS2). Gene Ontology annotation, molecular function: arginine-tRNA ligase activity; ATP binding. The record is from RefSeq and is a predicted model, not a curated record. Gene Ontology annotation, cellular component: cytoplasm; mitochondrion. The transcript is spliced from 21 exons. Lineage: Eukaryota; Metazoa; Chordata; Mammalia; Carnivora; Mustelidae. Gene Ontology annotation, biological process: arginyl-tRNA aminoacylation; mitochondrial translation. Bases 55 to 1794 code for a protein of 579 amino acids.